Molecule: messenger RNA, 261 nt
Organism: Colletotrichum truncatum
Lineage: Eukaryota; Fungi; Ascomycota; Sordariomycetes; Glomerellales; Glomerellaceae
Source: RefSeq, a predicted model, not a curated record
AUGGGGUUUCUCAUCUCAUUGACGACUUACUUGAGUCUCUGCUCUGCAGCUGUUUCGGCAGCGCCUAGCGCCCAACUUGAUAAACGGAGUUGUCGCGAAGUGACGAAUUCUGCCGUAUAUACUACGAGGGCAUGCCGCCAGUUACCUGACAGCCCUUGCAACCCCGGUCAGACAGCUGGCCGAACUCUUGGGUACACGCAAGACAAUAUCAGUAACACACAAGUGCGAUGCACUAUCCGAUAUGGGUGUUGCACUCGGUAG